Messenger RNA from Diceros bicornis minor, 2520 nucleotides. RefSeq names its product aldo-keto reductase family 1 member E2 (gene AKR1E2). Bases 1 to 1041 code for a protein of 346 amino acids. The record is from RefSeq and is a predicted model, not a curated record. The transcript has 10 exons. Lineage: Eukaryota; Metazoa; Chordata; Mammalia; Perissodactyla; Rhinocerotidae. Gene Ontology annotation, cellular component: cytosol. Gene Ontology annotation, molecular function: aldose reductase (NADPH) activity.
AUGGAGAGGAUAAAUAAGAUACCUGUUCUGGGCCUGGGCGCCUGCAAGUACCAAUUCAGUGACUUCCUUUUUUAUGUAUUGUUGACUCUAUGUUUUAGUGAAAAGGGGGAUUUGGGGUUGAGUUCUCCUGAAUGUGGGUGGAUUGCUUCUGUCUUGUUCAUUUCGCAGGCGGCUCCAUGGGAAGUGAUGGAGGCCGUGAAGGUGGCAAUAGACGCGGGGUAUCGGCACUUCGACUGUGCCUACUUGUACCGCAGCGAGAGUGCGGUUGGAGCGGGGAUCUUGUGGAAGAUCAAGGAGGGCGUGGUGAAGAGGGAGGACCUGUUCGUUGCCAGUAAGCUCUGGUGCACCUUCCAUAAGAAGUCCCGGGUGAAAAUAGCAUGUACCCAGAGUCUCAAUGCCUUGAAGCUGAGCUACUUGGACCUCUACCUCAUACACUGGCCCAUGGGUUUCAAGUCUGGGAAAAAAGACUUGCCCGUGGACCACAGUGGCAUGAUUAUACCCAGUAACACGGACUUCCUGGACACGUGGGAGGCCAUGGAGGACCUGGUGGUUGCGGGGCUGGUGAAAGCCAUCGGGGUGUCCAACUUCAACCAUGAGCAGCUUCAGAGAAUUUUGGAUAAACCCGACCUGAGGUUCAAGCCAGUGACUAACCAGAUCGAGUGCCACCCGCAUCUUACUCAGAAGAACCUCAUCGGUUAUUGCCAGUCCAGAGGUGUGUCUGUGACUGCUUACCUGCCUCUUGGUGGUUCCAAAGAGGGGGUGGACCUGAUGGACGACCCCAUGAUUCAGAGGAUGGCACAGAAGUACAACAAGUCUGCAGCUCAGAUUUUGAUCCGAUUUCAGAUCCAAAGGAAUGUGAUAGUGAUUCCCAAGUCCAUCACCCCAAAGUGGAUUCUCGAGAACAUCCAGGAAAGUGUGUUUGAUUUUGAAUUAUCAGAAGAGGAUAUGAACGUCCUCCUCUGCCUGAACAGAAAUCUCCGAUUGGCAAGGUUCCCCAUAGCUGAAAAUCACAAGGACUAUCCUUUCAACGUACAGUACUGAGGGCAGCCUCCCUCUUCCUCCUCCUGCUCGGCCCACACAACCCCAUCCGUGUCUGAAGCGUCCACCCGCCCUGCGUAGGGCCUGCGCUCUCCGAGGCAGGGGCGGCCUCGGCCAGGGACGGGAGGGACAGGGUUUGAUCUGGGUGGAUUCCUGCUUGGAGGAGAAGCUGAGUUCCCUGAGAAAUCCAAAGACUGGACUGUGUUCUGUGACUGAAAGAGGAGGCAUCCCGAGAGCAGUGACCGCUCUCCAUGGAGAACCCACACAGGAGGUAGGAAUCUUCUGAGCGCACAGUGGGAUGGGAUUUUCACAAGAUGUGCCAUGUGGCCUGACCCUCAAAAAAAAGAUAUUUAAUGACUCAUCAACCAUUUGCCUUCAUGUUAAAAAAAAUUGGGAUAGGAAAUACGGAAACAUGUUCAGGAGCUGAGAUGAGAGGACCAUGAACCUCGCCUCCCACUACGCUGCUGCAGCUCUUACCAUCCUGGCCUGUCUCGCCUUGUCCGAACUCCUCUGCUCCCCACUCGUCCCCCGAGAUGAUCCUACAGCAGAAUCCGGACCUUCACACAUCCAGAAGAAAACUGGGUGAAGGCAGAGAGGUGUCUCAGUUGAACACAGAGACCCUUGCUGUCAUUUAAAAUCUAAAUUUUAAUUUUUAAAUUCUAUUUUUUAGGAAAGUCUUCUGGGGAGUCAAAUUAUACCUGUGGAAACUCCAAAUCAGAGAUGAGAUUCGGGUCAUCCCCCGCCCGGGCACUCAGUGUUCAGUCUGUUCAGACUCAGUGUAUCAGGAGGGGCAGGAGUCCUGUCCUCUUACGAAAGGACAGCUGGGUGUCCAUGCAGCCUUGUUCAGGGUGAUCCAUGUCCCUCUGCAGCCUGGCUCUGUGCCUUCAGCGCACACAGUCUCCGGGGAUAGGACUUACUGGACCUGCUGGUCAUUUCAGCCAGCCUGCCUCUAGGACUUGGCUUCCAUCUUCAAGGAGUUACUCAGAGGGAAACCUGGGUGUGUGCGCCCAGGGUACCCCCCGGUCUGUCCCCACGUGUCCCCCUCAGCCUACUGUAUGAGCCCAGAGUCCACCCUCCUGGCACAAUGCCUGGGGAAGGGAUGGAGGUCCAGAGCUGCUUUCAUUGCCCCAUGGCUGAACGCAUCUGGUUUGGGGAUGGCUGGCCUCUGCGUGGUUUCCAUUCCCAUCUUAUCCCAGGCCACACUGGAAGCAGCUUCUGAAGUCUGGCAUCCUGAGUGUGAGCUCAGCCCCAUCACUUUCUGGCUCCGGGAUCCUGGCAGGUUACGUAACCUUCCAGUGCUCAGCUCCUUCCCUGCUAAGUGGGGAUAAUUUUGGUACCUCACAAGGUUGUUGAGAUGAUGGCCAGCCCAUGAUCAGUCCCAGUAGGAUGUGGGUAUUAUAUUACUGUUACUAUUGCCAUCACCUUGCUCCUUUAUUCCUCCUGCAGACUGACCUCGGUAGGUCCUCUCCACCUCCCUGCCCA